Messenger RNA from Diceros bicornis minor, 1059 nucleotides. Its product is annotated as melanoma-associated antigen B5-like. The coding region runs from base 1 to 1059 and encodes 352 amino acids. The transcript has a single exon. Gene Ontology annotation, cellular component: nucleus. The record is from RefSeq and is a predicted model, not a curated record. Gene Ontology annotation, biological process: negative regulation of transcription by RNA polymerase II. Lineage: Eukaryota; Metazoa; Chordata; Mammalia; Perissodactyla; Rhinocerotidae.
AUGCCUCGGGGUCAGAAGAGUAAGCUCCGCACCCGUGAGAAACACCGCCAGGCCCGAGAUGACUCCCAGAGUCACAGGGAAAUUCAGACCACUGCAGCAGCAGCAGAAGAGCCCCCCUCCUCCUCUUCUCCUGUUUUGGAGGGUAAUUCCCAGAGUUCAUCAGCUUUUGAGUCAGGUAGCACUUCCCAGGAGUCUUGGAUGACCUCAUCUACCAGCACUAAUUCUCCAGGUAUUUUUGGUAUAAUAUCUGAUGAAGGUGACAACAGCCAAGAUGAGGAACAUCCAUGUUCCUCCGUGAUGUUCUCCGAGGUCUCACCUUCUACUGAGAGCUCAUGCAGUGAUGUUCUAACUAUAAAGGCGGAUUUGUUGGCGCAGUACCUUCUGUACAAGUAUAAAAUAAAACAGCCCAGUAUGAAGGAAAACAUGCUGCGGAUUGUCAGCCCAAACUACGAACACCGAUUUGCUGAGAUUCUCAAGAGAGCUUCUGAGAGCAUUGAGGUUGUAUUUGCAGUAGAAGUGAAGGAAGUCGACUCAACCAGUCACUCAUAUGAUCUUGUCAGCAAACUGAAGCUCCCCAACAAUGGGAGGGUGCGAAGUGGCAUGGGGUUACCCAAGACCGGCCUCCUGAUGAAUAUCCUGGGUAUGAUAUUCUUAAAGGGCAAUCAUGUCACUGAGGAGGAAAUCUGGAAAUUCCUGAAUAUGAUGCGAGUAUAUGCUGGGAGGAAGCACUACAUCUAUGGGGAGCCCAGGAAGCUCAUCACCAAAGAUUUGGUGAGGCUGAAGUACCUGGAGUACCGGCAGGUGCCCGACACUGAUCCUCCACGCUAUGAAUUCCUGUGGGGCCAAAAAGCCUACGCUGAAACCAGCAAGAUGAAAGUCCUGGAAUUCUUGGCAAAAAUCAAUGAUACCGUCCCCAGUGCCUUCCCAUUACCAUACAAAGAAGCUUUGCAAGAUGAGGAAGAGAGAGCACGAGCCAGAGUCACAGGCAGGCAUGGCACUACUGGCCAUUGCCGGGUAUGCUCCAGGGCCAUGUCUAGCAGCUUCUCCCAUCCCUAUUGA